UUUGAGUUUCCUCGUGUCCCGCAGCCCCCGGAGCCGAGCCGCCGUGCGCAUCGCCCCGCGCAGCCCUUCGCCGUGUUUACAUGUGACGUCACAACUCAACAAGUGCACUACGCGAACUGGACAUGGGAGAUUUACAACUAUUGCUGGCACAGGUAGUCUAUCUGUAGAUUAAUUCUAUUUUGAAAAUAUAGAAAUGAAGUGAAUCAGUGAUUGCAGAAUGGCCUCAUCAAAGCAGGGACUAUAUGUUGUGGUGUGGGAGUGGGAGAACAAGCAGCGACGAUGGAGGCCAUAUCCGCCAGAAGUUACACAGUUGCUGGAGCGAGCCCAUUCAAAGAACUUGCGUUCAGCAUUCUUGGGAGAUUCGGAUCCUGCCCUCAAUAAUUACUCUGUAAACCUUUCAACAAUGCAACAAGAAUGUAAAGUAACAAAGGAAAUUGUAAAUGUGAGAAGGCAUUUUUACCCACAAAGUUCACCUGCUGGUCAAGGGGCUGUUUGGCAGUGGUCAGGAGAUAAGCCUGGAGACUGGCAUAUGUAUGACAUGUGUGUGCAGUGUGUCAUAGAGGAGUCUUGGGGAUCGGGAGCGCAGACAGUGGACUUGAGUAAAGCAUAUCCAAUGUGUCCUUAUGUUAUAAACUUCUGCAAUCUAACACAGAUGAAUAGCCGUACGAAUUUCAUCCGGAGUAUCAGGCGUGUGCAGCAAGCAUCUUAUCCUGUAGGGAAACCUCACGUGACUCCAAAGCAGUCACGCCAAGUUCAAGGAGCAAGUUGUAGUACCAACAAUGCUGCAAGUAACAACUGCGGCAGAGUUAAACCUGGAACAAGUACUGGAGUUGAUAGGCCAAGAAUGAGAGGGAAUCGUGGAGAUGAUGACUUUGCUACAGCAGAUGCUAAACCACGUAAUUUUUUGAACAAGAUGUUUGGACGUGGAAAUAGUGGAAACAGUGGACCAAAUGGCACUACCAAAGGUGGCUCAUUAAGUCCAAAUAAUGACCAUAGUAAUGGUCGAAUUGGAAUGAAUGCAUGGAAUGGCAAUAAUAGUGCCAGUCCUCCAAAGCCCAUGCCUCGAACCACACUAUCAUCACCUGUGGCUAGUAACCCUCCUGUGCCCAAACCCCGAACUAGUGUCCCUUAUUCUAAGCCAGUGCAGCAUCAGCAUUAUCAUCAGCAACAUGAAAAGCACCACCUUCAGCACCAGCAGCAUCAUGAACACCAUCACCAGCAACACCAGCACCAUCCUCAUCAUCACCUUCAUCAUCAGAAUCAGCUCCAAAAACAACUUCAGCAACACCAUCACCAACCCAUGCAACAGCGUCAUUGCCAGCAGUAUCCAGAUGACAGAGAAGAUUGGGUUGAUGUGUCCAGGAUAUUAAGAAAUGAUUCUGGUGUUGGACGAUUUGGUUCUAGCCACACCUUAGACUCUGACUGUAGCUCAAUGCAGAGUGGGAGGCGUCCAAGUUUGGACACCAUAUCUACGUAUUUGUCUCAAGAUUCAUGUAAUGUGGAGGAUGAUGCCAGUCAUAUGACAAGGUUCCAUAAUCACGAUGAAAGCAAAUUUGUACAGGACCUAAUACAAGUUGAUGGAGCUGAAGAGAACAUGGAUGAUGAUGUUUUUGAUGAAGAUAAGGAAGUGUGUGAGGUAAUGAGAGGUGGAGCUGGACAAAUAUCGCCUGCACUGUUGCACUCAUCCUCACCCAUACAUUCCCAUCAUAUGCAUCAUCAACGCCAGAUGUCACACAACCAGGUUCCAUCCCAGCAACAUUGCCAAUUCAUGCCCAUUGCAGCAGCUAAGAAUGGUUCUGAUUUGAACCUGCAACAAAAUGGUGUCAAGCGGAAGCGAACUGGAGAACGAGCCACUCCGGGUCACCCUCGGAUGGAUGACAUUGAUGAUGUAGAAAAUUGCCAGGAUAUUCCCAUCUAUGCUAAUCACACCCAACGUCGACAUAGCCAUCAGAAAGCUCAAUAUGGGUCUAGAGCUCCAAUUGCUGCAGAGGAUCGGUUAUUGGUUCAGUAUACACAGGCAGUAAACUUGCCUCCUGAUGAGACGUGCUCCAUCUGCAUGUGGAGUUUGCAAGAAUCUUCGGGUUAUUCUGAUGAUGAAAGUGAAGGUGCUGGUAAUGCAAUGCACUUAGGAGGUGCAGUGAGAUACAGAGUUGCAAGUCUGAAUUUAUGCGGCCAUUUGUUUCACCAAGCUUGUAUCAGAGAGAUGGCAAAAUCAUCACCAAAUUUCUUAGAAUGUCCCAAUUGUAAGACUCUGCAUGGAGAGAAGCUGGGAAAUCAGCCUGACGGUAAAAUGUCUGUUGCAAUAUUGCAGCGAUCUCUCCCAGGACACUCUGAUUGCAGUACAAUACAGAUUACUUACAACAUCCAAAGUGGGAUACAAGGACCAGAGCAUCCUCAUCCGGGGGUACCUUAUACAGCAUUAGGCUUCCCUCGGAUAGCUUACCUUCCAAAUAAUGCAAAAGGAAAAAAGGUAUUAAGUCUCUUGAGGGAAGCUUGGCAACGACGACUGAUCUUCACAGUAGGAACAUCAGUAACCACAGGCCAAGCAGAUGCAGUCACCUGGAAUGAGAUUCACCACAAAACUGAGUGGAAUAACAGCUCAGGUCAUGGGUAUCCAGACCCUAACUACCUAGACAACAUUCUCCUAGAACUAGCUGCACAUGGUGUUACUGAGACAACACUUGUUUGAAGGAGAGAGCUUGCAAAAGAAAAUAAGAGAAAGAAAAAUGUGUGUUUUGUAUGUGUAAGUAGGUGCACAGUUAACUAUAUCCUGUAAUGUACAGAGAAACACAGGCACAAUGCAUGAGAUUGUAUAACUCCAUUUAGAAGAUAGUCGAUUUUAAACUCUAGUGCUGAAGUAUUUGAAUAUAGAUUUUGAAUAUUUAACAAUAUAUUUUGGAUUAGUAGAGCAUACAGCUAAAGUAUGGGUGAUAAUAUCUUGUUUAUUAAAAAAUCUACUUUGGUCAUUAAAUCAUUGAAACUGUAAAUAAGCUGAUUUUUCAUGGCUUCAGUCUGUGAAGCAACUUUUUCAGUUCUAUCAAAAUCACAUUUUCAAAUUAGUUUUGUUAAGUACAAUAAAUGGUGCUGAUAGCAGUAUGUAUUAAGUGGUAAGAGUUUUUUCUGAAAUUGUAUGGUGAUAUCCUGAAAAUCUAUAGAUUUAAGUGGUUAUUAUUCCAGGUGUCAGAUGAAAAUGACAAAAAACUAUCACACAGUUUGAAAAUGUAGGUGUAGAGAUAUUUAGUGAAUAGUUGUUAUGAGACACUUCCUAUGCAUACCAAAUAUUUUGGGUAGAUUUUACAUAGUUGAUGUAAAAUCCCUGAACCCUAUGGUGUAUAGAAUUGAUUUAGAAGAUUUAUAACUUUUCAGCAUGAAUUACAUAAAUGCAUCCUUUUUAAAGAAUUUUUUUUUUCAUCAAAUCAAUGUCAUAUUUCUAUUAUUACAGUAAUUUAUAUAUUUAAAUAUUGUUGGUGGGGAAAUAGGGACCUCUCUAGGAAAUACUCUGGCUCUCUGUAGGAACUAAAGAGCUAUUGCACCUCAUCAGAGCAUUCACCUAAUGCACCAAAAAUGUGUUUAAAAAGGGCAAACGUGUGUGGAAUUAGUGCCUUGUGUGCAAAAAGUGUAUCUUAAAGGUUCACAUAUAUAUUUUUGAAUAAAAUUGUGCUUUGAUUUGUUGUUUAAGAUAUUAGUUUUUUUUGUGUUUAUUGUUUGUUCUCAACUGGUAUAAAAGCAAUGUAAAAGGUAAUAGAUAUGUUAAAACUAAAUGUGAUUGCAGUUUAUAAAACACUUUUGUUAGAUAUGAGAAAUUGCUUCAAAUAUGAUUAUACUGGAAUUAAAAGAAAUGUUAGGAAUAGUUUAAGAAAAGUUGAUUAAUACUGAAAGACAUGAUUUUAUAUAGGGGAAUUAUAAUGCCAAAUAUUGGUUUGUUUAAGUGAUAAACUUUAUACAUUUAUAUUGUUCUUUAAUGUUAAGUUCUGUUAUAGAGUAUAAUGCAAUGCAUGAUUAUUAUUGCUUACAUGAAUGUUCAUAUAUAAUUGCUUUUAUUUUAAAGUGCACCAGUUUCUAUUGAAAUGUAGAUUUUGGUUCAAUUUUAACUAGUGUGAGUGUGUAAUAAUUUCAGGAUUUUUCCAUGUUAAAACAGGUUUGAUGAAGAAGCAUAUAUGGUCAUGUACAGUGAUGUAACUUGUUUGUAUCAAACAUUUUAUACAAUAUUUGAAUUGAAAGAAUUUAGUUGAUUUUGAAAACACAUUUCUUUAUGAAUCAGAAAGCAGUUGAUUUUUUCAUUGUAAGGGAUUAGUGAUGUGGCAGUGGAAAUUAACUUCCCAAUUCAACAAUUACAGUGUUUAGUUUUUUAUGAGAAUUACAUAUUUUUUUAUGUUAAUUGGAUGUUAACUGUGACUUUCCUUCUUGUUUUUUGAAGUAUGAAAAUAUAUAUUUGUGAAGAUUCCA
Penaeus monodon (black tiger shrimp) is the source of this 4446-nucleotide messenger RNA. Its product is annotated as protein deltex-like. The record is from RefSeq and is a predicted model, not a curated record. Gene Ontology annotation, biological process: protein ubiquitination; Notch signaling pathway. Gene Ontology annotation, molecular function: ubiquitin protein ligase activity; zinc ion binding. Gene Ontology annotation, cellular component: nucleoplasm. Lineage: Eukaryota; Metazoa; Arthropoda; Malacostraca; Decapoda; Penaeidae. The transcript is spliced from 15 exons. The coding region runs from base 218 to 2689 and encodes 823 amino acids.